Molecule: messenger RNA, 306 nt
Organism: Closterium sp. Naga37s-1
Lineage: Eukaryota; Viridiplantae; Streptophyta; Zygnematophyceae; Desmidiales; Closteriaceae
Source: the annotation of a GenBank genome assembly
AUGCGCCUUCACCAGCGUUCCGGGAAGCACAAGGAUGCGCUUCACAACCAGAAGUUAGCUCUGGCGAAGGUGAAGAGCCAACAGCGCAUCAAGGAUCUCCCUCAAGCACGGGAUCUAGAGCACGAGCAAGUGCAGGCACUCCUGGAGACGCUCUUCUUCAUUGCCAAGACAGACGCACCCAUCGAGAUGUACGGCUUCCAGAAGCUUGUCGAAGCUUCUGCGACCUAUCUCCGAGCCCAACAGCGCGAGUACAUUGAUUCAAGCCCCUUCAUCGGCGUGACGUCGAGUGCGGGGAGGAGGAGGUAG